CGGUGAUGUGUCAAUAUGCAGACAGAGGAUCAUGUCUUUCUAAAAACUGAUUUGUCGAAGUCCGCCGGGACAUUUUGUGUACUUGUGGGCGUGACGGGAAGCGUUGCAGCUUUGAAACUGCCUCUAUUGGUUUCCCAACUCCUCCAACUUCCUGGGGUGGAUGUGAAAGUGGUUACCACAGAGCAUGCCCAACACUUCUACAAUUCUGAAGAGGUUUCAGUUAAAACCUACCGUGACAAGGACGAGUGGGAGCUGUGGACUCAGAGAUCUGACCCUGUGCUGCACAUUGAGCUACGGCGCUGGGCAGAUCUAUUCCUCAUCGCCCCUCUUGAUGCAAACACUCUUGGAAAGAUUUCUAAUGGCAUAUGUGACAAUCUACUGACAUGUGUGGUCAGAGCAUGGGAUACCAGUCGCCCUCUUAUCUUCUGCCCUGCCAUGAACACGGCCAUGUGGCAGCAUCCUGUUACUGCCCAGCAGGUAUCCAGGCUGACAGAGUUUGGAUAUGUGGAAAUCCCCUGCAUUUCCAAGAAGCUAGUGUGUGGAGAUGAAGGUAAAGGGGCUAUGGCAGAGGUGUCAACUAUUGUAAGUGUUGUCAAACAGCAUCUUCCGAAACCAGAUGAGUCACCUGAGGACAUUUCACAUCCUAUUGUAGAGUCACCUGGCACCAAAGACAAAUAGACUGUGUUGAAACGUUCAAAGCCCUACACACCUAUUUGUCACCUAUAUGUAACUGCUAUAAUGAUAAACUGUUAAUGAAACAGUG
Messenger RNA from Labrus bergylta (ballan wrasse), 763 nucleotides. RefSeq names its product phosphopantothenoylcysteine decarboxylase (gene ppcdc). Gene Ontology annotation, molecular function: FMN binding; phosphopantothenoylcysteine decarboxylase activity. NCBI's taxonomy places the organism in Eukaryota, Metazoa, Chordata, Actinopteri, Labriformes, Labridae. Gene Ontology annotation, cellular component: phosphopantothenoylcysteine decarboxylase complex. The record is from RefSeq and is a predicted model, not a curated record. Gene Ontology annotation, biological process: coenzyme A biosynthetic process.